Molecule: messenger RNA, 1649 nt
Organism: Effrenium voratum
Lineage: Eukaryota; Dinophyceae; Suessiales; Symbiodiniaceae
Source: the annotation of a GenBank genome assembly
AAAAGAUCAGCCAGGGCUUGGGGGCCAAUUGCUUGCCAUGGCCGCUUUCGGGUUGGGGGUGUGGCCGAGCUUGGCGUGACGCCAUGCGGCGCAUCUACCCUCAGGUGCUGCAGACCGAGCAGGCCAUCCAGGAGCUGCGGUGGGAGAUCUCCGAGUUCGAGGCCCAGUCCAAAGAGCAGCACGCGGAGCUGAACCAGGCGAGCCACCAGAUCCAGGACCUGCGCAGCUCCCUGGGCGCCGUGGAGCGCCGGAAGGCGGUGCGCCGGGACGCCAUCGCGAACUCGCGGGCGGAGAGUCGGCAGUUGGAGGCGGAGACUUCGGAGGCGCGAAGCGACGAGCGAAGGAUCAAAGAGCAGCUGGGGAGCUUCGCCAAGGAGACCGAGGUGCAUCGCCAUUUGCUGCAGCGCGCUGCUGCUGUGCGGCGGAAUUGGCUGGAAGAGCAGCAAAGCAACGAGCUGAGCGCUCAACUGCUGCGGCAGGACGCCACUGGACUGCGGGACAGAUGCGGCAGCACCCAGCAGGAGCUGGAGGUGGUGGAAAGGGAGAACGACGGCCUGGAGAGCGAGUUGGAUGGUGCCUUGUUCCACAGCAUCCGGCAAAGGCGCUUCACGGCCAUGGAGGAAACCGAGGCCUCCACACAGUUCGACAACACCUGCGAGGCCAAAGCUUUGAAUUCCCAUGGCCAGCGCCAGUUGGAGGGGCUGCAGAGCUGCCGGGAGUAUCUGACAGAGCGCCUGCGGAACAUGGUGCAGGCCAGGCGCGAUGGGGACGCACUGGACCUGCGGCUGGCGGAGAACUGGGACCAGCACAACUCGCUGCAGUACUCAUGGCGCCAGCUGUGCCAAACCGUUCAGGUCCGAAGCCUCGUGCUGGAGGAGGUGAACAGUGACCACGCGCAGCUUUCAAGAAAACUGGAGGAGUCUGAGUGCCAAGCUGACCUGGCAGAGGAGGAGGCCCGAAGCUUGACACGGCAGAAGGAGGAGCAGCAUGCCAUGUGCCGGGGGGAGGAGGAGGAGGUGGCGAGCGCGGAGGCCAAGAUGCGGCAGGUGGAGGAAAUGCUUCAGGGUGAGCAUAGGGAGGCCGAGGCGGAGGUGCAGGCGGCGUCUGGGCACCGUGCGGGACAAAGCGAGAAGGUGGACAAGCUGCAGGCUCACAUCUCGGACAACCUGCAGUCGCAGCUGAAGGGCCUGGACGACGAGAACCGGCAUUUGCAGAGCCGGAUCGCCUUUUUCGAGAAGGACACCGAGGAUUUGUUGGCGCAAAACGAGGAGCUGGAGCGGACCAUGGAGGAGGUGAAGAAGAAGAUGAACUGCACCAUCUCAUAGCACUUGGGUGUCGUGAAUGGCCUAGCUGAAGCUGAUAAAGCGUGUAGGCUUCCAACUUUUUGCGUUGCGACUCCAGAGCCGAGUGGCACUAGCACAGCCAGGCAAGAUGAGAAGCAUCUAAGAGCCAACAUGCGCAACAUGCUUCAUUUCGAAGGGAGGGAAGCUACUUGCCAUUUGAAGGCAUGGGCCCUCAUGGGCCAAACCAAAAUGCCGCUGUGGGAAUGUUUUCGGGAUGCGGCCAAGCCGCAAGGUGCGGAACCGGGCCGCUCGCUCGGAAGCCUGGGGUUCCUUAUGCUUCGCAACAAAGAAAUGCGCGCCUUUGGC